GUAGUCCUUAAAACUGUAGGUCAAAUUCUAUGUCAAUUGAGAGAGUUGUCAAAACCUGCUUUUUAUUCGAAAAGUAAAUCAAUAAAAGCUUGAAGAGUUUUGAACUUUGUUUGAAAUUAUUUAUUCAGAAUACUCACCAUGUCGAAAAACAGAAAUAGAGGAUAUCAAAACAAGAAACAUGGAAAAUUCAACAAUGCUUCUGUUGGGGACAAAGCUAAAGAAGUUUUAUCAAAUAUUGAUGAAAAUAACAGGGUCAUGAGAAUGUUCAAAGAUUUUUCAAAGGAACUUGAUCAAAAGCAUGAUCGAUACGAAAGAAUAGUCAAACUGAGCAGAGAUAUCACAAUUGAAAGUAAAAGAAUAAUAUUUAGUUUACAUAGCACAAAUACUGAUAUGGAUGACAAGAAACAAUCAGUUUUUGUGGAUGUAGAAACAAGAUUGAAUAACUUGAUGCAGACAAAUUUCAAGCAAAUAGCAUUGGAGCUACAUGGACUAGAUCCCUAUUUGUAUCAAAAAGCAUACACAAAUGGAAUGCAGGAGUUUAUUGAAGCUUUGGUUUUCUACCAGUACCUGAAAAAUGGUGAAAUUGAGCCUUGGGAGGUUAUAAAUCGUAAUUUUGUUUAUGAGAAUGAAGAAAAGGUAAAAAUUAUUCUCCAUUUUUCCCACUAUGAUUUCAUAUUGGGUAUAGCGGAUUUCACUGGGGAAUUGAUGAGGAGAUGUAUAAACAAUCUAGGAAUAGGGAAUGUAGAAGAUUGUUUCAAACUAUGUGAUUGUGUGAGAUAUAUAAAUGCAGGAUUUUUGGGAAUAAUUUCACCAGGACAAAAAGAAAUAGGCCGUAAGGUUUACACCCUAAAGCAGAGUUUGGCAAAAAUGGAGUUGGUUUGUUAUAAUUUGAGAAUUAGAGGAAGUGAAAUUCCAAAACAUAUGUUAGUUUCUGUUUUGGAUACACAACAAGAAAUGAAUGAUGAUGAAGAUGAAGGUUUUUAUUAAAUUGUUAAUCAUAUUCAAUAAAAAAAGUUCAAUUUA
Messenger RNA from Coccinella septempunctata (seven-spotted ladybird), 1023 nucleotides. RefSeq names its product translin-associated protein X (gene Trax). The coding region runs from base 139 to 987 and encodes 282 amino acids. Gene Ontology annotation, molecular function: sequence-specific DNA binding; RNA endonuclease activity; RNA binding. Lineage: Eukaryota; Metazoa; Arthropoda; Insecta; Coleoptera; Coccinellidae. The record is from RefSeq and is a predicted model, not a curated record. The transcript is spliced from 4 exons. Gene Ontology annotation, cellular component: cytoplasm; nucleus.